UGGGGAAAAACCAGGAUUUUUUGGGGGAAGAAAAGGUGAUUUUGGGGUGUUUUGUGCAGGCACCUGGACAGCCACGCCCUGUGGGAGCCGCAGGUGUUCGCCCGCGGCUGCUUCCGGAUCAUCAUGUUCUCCAUCCAGCCCCAGCACUCGCACCUGGUGAUCCAGCAGCUCCUGAGCCACCUGGACGCCAACAGCCGCAGCGCCGCGCCCGUGCGCGCCGGCAUCGUGGCCGUGCUCUCCGAGGCCGCCGCCAUCGCCGCCACCGGAGCCGUCGGCCCCACGGUGCUGGAGGUGUUCAACACCCUCCUGCGGCAGCUGCGCCUCAGCAUCGACCUCGCCCUGGCCGGGAAUUCCGGGAAUUCCGGAGCCGCCAAUUCCCAAAAAUCCCGGCAGCUCGAGGAGACCAAAUUCCAGGAGGCCGUCAUCAAAACCAUCGGCUCGUUCUCGGGCACGCUGCCGCCGUACCAGCAGUCGGAGGUGAUGGUGUUCAUCAUGAACAAGGUGCCCGUCCCCCACCAUUCCCGACAUUCCCGCCACUCCCGGCAUUCCCUGGAGCCGCCCGCCGAGCCCGACGG
This is a messenger RNA of Passer montanus (Eurasian tree sparrow), 575 nucleotides long. RefSeq names its product protein EFR3 homolog B-like. The transcript has 4 exons. The record is from RefSeq and is a predicted model, not a curated record. Gene Ontology annotation, biological process: protein localization to plasma membrane. The annotation marks the transcript as partial. Lineage: Eukaryota; Metazoa; Chordata; Aves; Passeriformes; Passeridae. Gene Ontology annotation, cellular component: plasma membrane.